Molecule: messenger RNA, 3389 nt
Organism: Xiphophorus hellerii (green swordtail)
Lineage: Eukaryota; Metazoa; Chordata; Actinopteri; Cyprinodontiformes; Poeciliidae
Product: ETS translocation variant 5-like
Exons: 13
Coding region: 153-1637 (494 amino acids)
Biological process (GO): cell differentiation; regulation of transcription by RNA polymerase II
Cellular component (GO): nucleus
Molecular function (GO): sequence-specific DNA binding; DNA-binding transcription factor activity, RNA polymerase II-specific
Source: RefSeq, a predicted model, not a curated record
AGAAAAAUCCACAGCCGAGUGUUUAUUCGUGGAGCUGCAGGCGAUGUAGGGGGAAAGAAACUGCGACCACUUAUUUUAAAUCACUCUCCCAACAAUAACUUCACCACCCAGCUCCCGCUUGUCCUGCCCUCCAGGGUGAACACCGCUGCAACAUGGACGGCUUUUAUGAUCAGCAGGUUCCCUUUAUGGUUCCCGAGAGUAAAUGCCACACAGAGGAGGAGAGGAGUCUCGGCGACAGGCGGAGGAGGUUCUUGGACACAGAGCUGGCUCAGGACACAGAAGAGCUUUUUCAGGAUCUGAUCCAGCUCCAGGAAAUAUGGAUUGCAGAAGCUCAGGUUCCUGAUGACGAGCAGUUUGUCCCAGAUUUCCAGUCCAAUAACUUGAUGCUUCAUGGACCGCCUGUCAGCAAAGUGAAGCGGGAGCCCAGUCCAUCCAAAGAUUUGUCCCCCUGUGGGACCCCCCAGACUGAUAUGUGCCUUUACAGUUACAGUGCCUGUGAAAACAAACCGGGUCCAGCCAAUGCACCUGCAACACAGUGUAGCGCCAUCCACCCUGCGGGACCUCCACCCUUACGGAGGCAGCUGCAGCCUUCCCCACCUCAAAUGAGCAGCCGAGCUCCAACUUCCAACCCCUUCCACCGCCAAAACGUCCCACAGGCCAACCAAAACCAGCAGUUUGCGCUGCGGCAUACCCCCAUCGGCUGCUCGGCGGCGGCUUUCAACACAGACCAAAGGUUCCACCGGCAGCUGUCUGAUCCCUGCCUGCCCUUCCUGCCUCCAGAGAAAACCCCGAACCCGCCGUACCACCCCUCCAGUUGCGACGGCCGGCCUCUGUACCAGCGCCACCUGUCGGAACCCGUCGUCCCCCUCCCUCCCCGCGGUUUCAAGCAGGAGCUGGUGGACCCGCGCUAUCCUGACCCGGGACCGGCUGGUCCAAGUCUGGCCCCGCCCCAAGCCAACUUCAACCACGUCAAAAUCAAGCAAGAGCCAAGAGACUACAGCUUUGAACCUGAGGUUCAAACCUGCCAGUCGACAUUUGGAAAGUCUCCAGUUCUAUUUCAGAAAAACAUUGCUGGAUUUGGUUCUGACAGAGAGCCUCUUCGGUACUUUGAUGACACCUGUGUCGUACCAGAAAGAUUGGAAGGGAAAGUGAAGCAGGAAGGUUUGCCGUACCAGCGCCGCGGCUCCCUGCAGCUCUGGCAGUUCUUGCUCACGCUGCUGGACAAUCCGGCAAACAGACACCUGAUCGUGUGGACAGGACGCAACAUGGAGUUCAAACUGAUCGAUCCAGAAGAGGUGGCUCGCCUUUGGGGCAUCCAGAAAAAUCGGCCAGCCAUGAAUUAUGACAAGCUGAGCCGCUCGCUGCGGUACUACUACGAAAAAGGCAUCAUGCAGAAGGUAAAGGUUGCCGGGGAAAGGUACGUCUACAAAUUCGUGUGCAACCCCGACGCGUUGUUCUCCAUGGCAUUCCCAGAAAACCACAGGCCGAGUUUGAAAGCCGACCUGGACGCCAUCUUGCCUCCCAGCGAGGAGGACGGCUUCCCCCUGCCCAGCUACGAGGAGGAGGGUCCGUACCUAAUGGACGGAGGGGAGCAGUGCGUCCAGGGACUGGCUUUCCCCGACAGCUACCCAUACUAGCAGCUGGAAGGGGGAAAAAAACACAAUAUUACUGUAUUUUACAAAACGAGGCAAAGCGUAAAAUUACUGAGCAACAUUUCAGAUAAGAAUUUAUUUUUUUUUGUCUUGACAAGAAGUUUUGUUUUUUAAAAAUUUCAAUGCAACCAGAAAAGCUGGAAGUUGGAGUCACUGAGACUGUUAAACUUGCUUCUUCAGCGAAGAAAACAAACUUUAGUUCCCAUUCAGAUGCCUGUGUUUAUAGGCACUUCAAGGAUAACUGUUUGAGCCGGCAUGGGAAAGGUUGCGUUUUUAGAGGAAAAGUCGGUCGUUUUUUAAUUGUUACACGUUGCUUUACGUUAUGCACAAAAUAACUGCAAGAAAUCUUAACAUUGAAGAGGAAAACGCUGACUAGAAGAUGUCUCAACGUUUAAAGAUAUGGUUUUAAUUUUAUACAAAAGAAUUGCAAGUUUUGCCCCAUAAACAAAUAUUCAGUGGCGGUUCUUGAUUACUCAGUGGGCCAGCAUGCAUGCAUUCAUUGUCAUUGUGUUUUUUUUGUUCUCAAAUAGAAUAUUACUUGACUUUCAGAAAUCAUUUUAAAUAAUGUCAUCAGUAUUUCACUUUUCAGUUAAACUUUGUAUAUACUGCGGUUUUCACGCUUGUCUCAAUCUCAAACGUCAGCAGUUUUUUUUUGUGUGUUUUUUUUUACUCUUCUCUAACUGUCGCAGCACUAAGUUGGUUGAGGGCACAGUGGACUUAAUUUUAUUUUUGUUGCUGUUGCCUCCCCCUAAUAGAUUGACACCCCGCAUGGUAAGCCACAUUUUUCAUAUCAAAAGCCGCCACUGCUGCUAAGGAAUCGGAACAAGUAAGGUCAGAUUCUGGGAAAGAACGUUCUUUUAGCAAUUUCUCUUGAUUACAUAACUGAAGCUGUAACUCUACGGCUAAUGUCUGUAGCAUUUUCUUCUAAAGUGGCAUCUGCACUUAAGCACAGAUAUGCAGUGUUUUGUCCCUCGCAAACCUUGUCAUCAACUUUUUCUUAGUGUUUCAGUUGCAGCUUUUUCUUUUUCGUCGGUUUCUCAGUCCGUCUUUUUUUUCGAUGGUGGUAAUUUUGUAGCAUGGCCACCGCUUUUGUUCUCAAAUUUGUAAACUCUGGGACCCGUUUGGCAGCCAAAAACAAGAACCUUGAAGCCAUGGCACUCCUUUUGUUAAUUUAGUAAGCAUAUUACCCAGACUGCUCGAAAGGGAUGCUCUUGUAUUUUCUGGACCGUAUAAUCCUGAAACAUCUAUGUUGAAAAUGUCUUUUUGUGUACAUUUUUUUCCCCUUGGGUUUUAAAGCUAAUAUUUUUAGCAUUAUAUGGACUUGUAUGUAUUUCCUAUAACGGCUUAUGAUGAAAGUAUUGCUUCUAUUUUUUUGGAUUCUGUACGACUGCCACUCUUAUGCUUAUGAAAGGCAUGUUUUUUUUUCUUCAAAACGCCUCACCACUUAAUGUACCGAGAUAGGUUUCUGCAUUUUUGUAUAAUUUGUUUGCUUCAGUGUGUAGAGAAAAAAAAAGUGUAUAAUUAUAUAUGGAUAUAUUUUUGCAAAAGGCUGUAUUUGCUUGCAAAUAUGUUGCAUCAGCUCUCCAAGGAGGAAGAACUCUCUGAAUCCUUCAGGCAGAAGAUGUUCCUCAUAUAUUUUACUAUAGAUCCUGACGCUGGUGUGACUUUUACCCUCAGAUACUGUAUGUGUGCCUUCUGUUUAUCUCUACUGAUAAAAUAAACUAUUUUACUCUUUUA